CCUGUGUAAAAACUACCGCGUUCGCCGCCGCCGCCUCUUCCGUCCUCGGCCUUUUUCUAGGGUUUCCUCCCGCCCCACUCCGCGACAGCCGGCGGCGUCGUCUCGCGGCGGCGCCGGCGAAACCCUCUCGCCCGUCUCCUCCUCGGACGCGCCUCGCAGGCCCCUCCCCGCUCGAGCAAGAAAUGGCAGGGCAAGCAGGGAACCCAGUAAACCACCCUAUAAGUCCUCACGUGAUAGGUGGUGCUUUUGUCCAGCAAUAUUAUAAAAUUCUACAUGAGCAACCAGAUCAAGUGCACAAGUUUUACCAAGAUUCAAGUAUUCUUGGUCGACCAGAUUCCAAUGGAACUAUGGUGUAUGUAAGCACUAUGAGUGACAUUAAUGAAAAAAUUAUGGCUAUGGAUGUCAGGAACUGCUUAACAGAGAUAGAGACUGCAGAUGCACAGUUAUCUCACAAGGAUGGGGUGCUCAUUGUUGUGACUGGAUCCUUGACUUCAGAAGAAGGCGUUUUUCGUAGGUUUACACAGUCGUUCUUCCUAGCACCACAAGAAAGUGGUGGCUAUUUUGUUCUCACUGAUAUAUUUAGGUUUAUUUUGGAAAGGAAACCAGCUGAGAUAGUUCAAGUUGCUACCCAAGAAAAUGAAAUCAGCCAGAAUGGUAGACCUGCAUCUGAAACAUGCUCAGCAUUACCAGAACCUAUUCCAGCUGACAGGAAUGUGAUCUCAGACCAUGUGACAGCUGAGAGUAACGUCACAGAGAGGCAAGUUAGUGAUCCCUCUGCUAAUGGGACUGCCAUUGAAAAUAAUGUUAAAACCCAGCCACCUGUGCAAGUGCCCAAAGAGGACCCCAAAAAGGCCCUAGUUGCUGCUCCUGCCCCUCCAACUCAGACAGAUGUUACUAAGAAAUCUUAUGCAUCCAUUGUCAAGGUCAUGAAGGAGGGCCCACUGACUCCUCCAGUUGCCAAAACAACGUCAUCAGUUCCCAAACAGAAGCCAGCUCCUAAACCAGUGUCCAAGGCUGUCGAAGGUCCGGAAAAACCAUCCGUGAAACCUACCCAGGCUAUUGAAACUGGUGAUGGGAUUGUUGCUGAAAACAAUUCUUCUCGCAAUGAGCAAGGCUAUUCAAUUUUCGUCAAGAAUUUGCCUUACCAUGCCAAUAUUGAAAUGGUUGAGGAGGAAUUUAAGAAAUUUGGUACUAUAAAGCCAGGUGGUGUCCAAGUCCGGCACAAUAAGGUCGAUCGUUAUGUUUUUGGUUUUGUGGAGUACGAGUCCCAGCAGUCUAUGCAAGCAGCAAUUGAGGCAUCUCCGGUUCAUAUGGAGGACAAAGAAGUCGGCAUUGAGGCUAAGAGAGCCAAUUCACGAGGUGGCCGUUUCCAAUCUGGCAGGGGAGCAUACCAUGGUGAUAACUUCAGAGGGCGAGGAAGUGGCUAUGUGGACAAUGCCAGCUACAGAAGCAGCGACAACUUCAACCGCCGGAAUGAAGGGGAGAUGUACAACCGCAGGAAUGAAGGGGAGUUCUACAACCGCAGGAAUGAUGGUGGCGAGAACUAUAUCCGCAGGAACGAUGGUGGUGAGAACUACAACCGGCGGAAUGACGGUGGUGAGAACUACAUCCGCAGAAACGAUGGCGGUGAGAACUACAACCGCAGAAACGAUGGUGGUGGCGAGAACUACAACCGCAGGAACGACGGCGGUGGUGAGAACUACAACCGCAGGAGCGACGGCGGCGGCGAGAACUACAACCGCAGGAAUGAUGGCGGCGGCGAGAACUUCAACCGCAGGAACGACGGUGGCGGCGAGAACUUCAACCGCAGGAAUGAUGGUGGCGAGAACUUCAACCGCAGGAAUGACGGUGGCGAGAACUUCAACCGCAGGAACAACUUCAGAAAUCAGAAUGAGUUUCCUGGACGUGGACGGGGGCCACCUCCACCAGGGAACAGUUACCAUCAGAACGGGAAUGGUGUCCACCCAUCUCGACCCUACCCGAAUGGGAAUGGGAGGUUCAGUCGCGUGAACAAUGGCCCUAAGCAAGCUCCUGUUGCUGCGUAGAGGCAUCAGGCGGGGUAGACUUACAUCAAAGUAGGAAGCGUAAGGCUACAUUCAAAUGAGCGGAGUGCAGGGAUUAUUUGUAGUAGGAGCAUUGCUGAUCAGACAGCUUGAUUAUUUUUUUUUGUACCGUGUUGGUGUUGGUCUCGCUAUGAGAUUGGUAGUUGCAGUCGUCCAUUGGUGGUAGGUGAAUUUUGUUGCCGUUGAUGAGCUUGUCAACUGGCUGUUGGGACUGUGGUCCGUAACUUGUGUCAUCUGCCAGGAGGCUAGACACUAAUCUUAUGAAUCGGCGACUGAAAAAAAUAUUUGUCCAUGUUUAAUGCUGCUGUCAUGGUAUUCGAUAAUGCGAAGUAUGUCCA
Sorghum bicolor (sorghum) is the source of this 2401-nucleotide messenger RNA. Its product is annotated as ras GTPase-activating protein-binding protein 1. Gene Ontology annotation, cellular component: ribonucleoprotein complex; cytosol. The record is from RefSeq and is a predicted model, not a curated record. The coding region runs from base 183 to 2045 and encodes 620 amino acids. Gene Ontology annotation, molecular function: mRNA binding. Lineage: Eukaryota; Viridiplantae; Streptophyta; Magnoliopsida; Poales; Poaceae. The transcript has 9 exons.